This is a messenger RNA of Penicillium robsamsonii, 372 nucleotides long. RefSeq lists its product as uncharacterized. The transcript is spliced from 3 exons. NCBI's taxonomy places the organism in Eukaryota, Fungi, Ascomycota, Eurotiomycetes, Eurotiales, Aspergillaceae. The record is from RefSeq and is a predicted model, not a curated record. Gene Ontology annotation, molecular function: protein binding. Bases 1 to 372 code for a protein of 123 amino acids.
AUGACAACCAGUAUCGAGAUUCGAUACCGCUUGAAUACCUAUCGCAUGGUCCCCGAGGGAUUCGACGCGAUGCGGUAUGUCAAGCAUGGGAAUCUGGGGAAGUUAAAGGCGGCUAUUCAAUCAGGCGAGGCGACACUUUGGGAUACGGCAACAGACGGGUGGUCACUUUUGCACACUGCUACAUACGCACGACAGCUAGAGACUGUCCAAUAUCUACUUCAGCUCGGAGCUGACCCUGCUGUGUCAGAUUUAGGAACCAGAAAGCCUGUUGAUCUAGCAUCCCUUAAGUCUAUUGGCGCAGACGCCACACAAGUCGAGAAGGACAUUGUCGAUCUGUUUUCCAGAGAAGAUGAUUACAUUGAUGACUACUAA